GUGAUGUCAUCACAGCGCGACGACAGGAAGUAAGCUCCGGGGCUGCUGAGCCGAGCGGGGUUCAGCGCUCCCGCGUCUGACAGCGCCGCGGUCUACUCUCCGCCUCUCGCGGAGAUGGACAAUGCCUGCGAGUCGCCCACGGACAAAGGUGGAGAGACAGGGGAGUCAAAUGAGACACCCGCCGCUCCCUUGGGUCCCGGGAACGCCAACACGGACGGAAUACCCGAGGAAGCUGACGGGGACGGAGAUGGGGAAUUGAAAGAAACCCCGGUGGAAGAAGGCGAGCUCAAGAGUCAGGACAUCUCAGAUUUAACAGCAGUUGAAAGGGAAGACUCGUUACUUACUCCUGCAGCCAAAAAACUGAAAAUAGAUACCAAAGAAAAGAAAGAGAAGAAGCAGAAAGUAGAUGAAGAUGAGAUUCAGAAGAUGCAAAUCCUGGUUUCUUCUUUUUCUGAGGAGCAGCUGAACCGUUAUGAAAUGUAUCGUCGGUCAGCUUUCCCCAAGGCAGCCAUUAAAAGGCUGAUCCAGUCCAUCACUGGCACCUCCGUAUCUCAGAAUGUUGUUAUUGCUAUGUCUGGUAUUUCCAAGGUCUUCGUUGGGGAGGUGGUAGAAGAAGCACUGGACGUGUGUGAGAAAUGGGGAGAAAUGCCACCACUACAACCCAAGCAUAUGAGGGAGGCUGUUCGGAGGUUAAAGUCGAAGGGGCAAAUCCCCAACUCGAAGCACAAAAAAAUCAUCUUCUUCUAAGCCAAAGCCUAGAAAGGCUUGUUACUGAAAGAAGAGGUACUGGCUCUAGCCUUCCUAUCGUAUGAGACUUUCCGUACUGGUGCUUCAGUAUCUCAGUCCACCAAAGAUUUGAUGAUGAUUUUAAUGUCUUCCUUAAAACUGAUAUGUGUCACACCUAGAAGGUGGCACGCAGCCUUGUUUCAUACUUGCCUUGACUAAAUAUUGGGACCUCUGGGCAUUUUGAGACAUUUAACUGUUUCUUGGCUAGUUGAAAGAAGCUGCAUGAGUCUUGAGCAUUCUCUGGACAGGGGACUGCUUUCGGAGAGAAAACCCUUCCUAGAGGGCUUUUUGAUGGUUUCACAUUGAAGCCUGGAAUUGCUAUGGCCUAAGUUGUUUCUUAAAUUUGGUUUUAAAUAGAUGAAACCGCCAGAAGCUUUUGAUUUGUCCUACCCUAUCAUGAAGGAUGCACUGAUAACAUUAGUGGAAUAGUUUGUCCUUGUAAACAUUUAAGAUUCUCCUGUGGAUUUUGGUGAGUGAUCAUUAAACUGUUUCCCAACUUGA
Loxodonta africana (African savanna elephant) is the source of this 1287-nucleotide messenger RNA. RefSeq names its product TATA-box binding protein associated factor 11 (gene TAF11). Gene Ontology annotation, molecular function: protein heterodimerization activity; transcription coactivator activity. Lineage: Eukaryota; Metazoa; Chordata; Mammalia; Proboscidea; Elephantidae. The coding region runs from base 115 to 747 and encodes 210 amino acids. Gene Ontology annotation, cellular component: nucleus; transcription factor TFIID complex. Gene Ontology annotation, biological process: transcription initiation at RNA polymerase II promoter; RNA polymerase II preinitiation complex assembly. The record is from RefSeq and is a predicted model, not a curated record. The transcript is spliced from 5 exons.